AUUUAAGCAUGAGCAUGUGCUGCACGUUAAACAGAUCCGUACGAUCUAAUCCGAAGUACGAUAUCUGAUUGGUCGGUCGGUGCUCGGUAUAAAAUUUUGCGGAGCAUUUGAAUUGGCGCUACGGGGCCAUGACGAAACCGAGAGCUCCCAAAACCCGGGAAUAUUUCGUGGACUGAUUAAUGUUUCUGCUGAGCUUGAUACAAUCUGAGGCUGAGCGAAAUUUCUCGACAUUGAAAAGAAUCAAGACUUUUCUUCGUAAUACCCAGGAUCGCCUAACAGCGUUGUCGAUGCUGACCAUUGAAAAGGAAUUUAUUUCGACCAUGGAAAAUUUCAACGGGAAGGUGAUCGACAAAUUUGCUGCUAAGAAGGAGCGCAGGAUCGAACUGACAUAAAAAAUAGGUAAGUUCGGAUUUGCAGAACACCUGUUUUAUUUUGCCACGAGCCGCCACUGA
This is a messenger RNA of Acanthoscelides obtectus, 452 nucleotides long. The record is from the annotation of a GenBank genome assembly. Lineage: Eukaryota; Metazoa; Arthropoda; Insecta; Coleoptera; Chrysomelidae.